AGCUUUCAUCAUGCCACCACGCUUCUAAUUCUCCGCUUCGGGUGCUUUAAUAUCCCUGCCACGACCUCUGCCUCACGGACCGUUGGGGACGAGGAUCCUUUACUACUAUGGACGCGAUUCGAAUUCGCUUUACGAAGUGUGGCGAUGUCUUUCAAAGAUUCAACUUUAGCGAUGAUACAGAAGAAGAAGUUGUAUUCAACUCUUUGCCACACAGUACGAUACAAGUGGAUGUUGGUGUGACCGAACUGGCUUCGAGCAGUAAUCUGGACCGAGGCUCUGCAUGGUACCUGGGUGCAAGGACUAGAACGUCAAACGAUGAACCUGGGGUUCAGCUAGCGAUCAAACUUGCUACUCACAUUGAGGUGCAACCGCGGACGGAGCAGUAUGAAGUAGCUCAAUCGCUCAAGGAAGAGGCACUCUUCUACUCGCGCUACCUCAAAAAGCUUCAAGGUCGCGUCGUGCCCGUCCAUUUCGGAUUCUGGAUCGGCCGGACAUCGUGGGCUGUGCGAUUUUGGAAUGGGGUGGCCAUCCGUGGCCAUGCAGGGUGGAGAUCAAUACGCAUGAAAAUCGGUACGCCACGGUUUUUUUUUUUUCACCGCAAGGCAUUCAGGCAGACUUUUGUACGUGUACAUAGGAUGAAAUUUGGCGCGGCCAUUCAAGCAUUGCACGAUGCAGAUGUGGAACAUCGUCAGCUGGAUGACCGUCAUCACUUGCUUUACAACGAGGGUUCUGGGGACGUUCGGAUCGUGGAUUUCACGCAGGCUACAGGACGUCAUGUAUGUCAGCGCCAGCUGCCUCUAAUUCGCUAUGCAGCCUGUCCAUCAGAGAAGAUCAUGCGGUGCGACGAGCUGAUCCAAGCUGGGAAGCUUCUGGGACUCUUUGGCUCUGCGCCUGAGGAUCAAGAUACGGACAUGAAGAGGGCAUGCAUGUUUUACAAGCGCCAGAGGGCUCUGGGACUUUCGCAUUCUCUGGCCCUCGAGGCCCAGUUGCAAUUCCUUUUGCGGUAUCGGGAUAAUCACUGGCAUAGAACCGGACAGCUUGAGAGUUUGAAACUGACUGGGAGACCUCGCAGCUGCACCCGCCAUAGUCCUGUUACUCCGGAGGUAAUAGAUACGAUCCUCAAGGAGACUGGUGUGUCUAGACGGGGAUCAAAUUCUAUUCGGAUCCGGAGUAAUACGUUUUCUCCGUAGUUUGACCACUAUUGGCACCAUCGUCUGCUCUAUACACGUACUUCAUUGCGUGCUUAUAUCUGGUGUACGCCUCGCACUUUUUUUACACUCAACGGUAGCGGAAACAUUACAGUGUCACUAACAUCCUUUCUAAUCCCAUAGAGUUGU
This is a messenger RNA of Desarmillaria tabescens, 1337 nucleotides long. RefSeq lists its product as uncharacterized. The transcript is spliced from 2 exons. The coding region runs from base 108 to 1190 and encodes 360 amino acids. The record is from RefSeq and is a predicted model, not a curated record. NCBI's taxonomy places the organism in Eukaryota, Fungi, Basidiomycota, Agaricomycetes, Agaricales, Physalacriaceae.